This is a messenger RNA of Pseudophryne corroboree (corroboree frog), 4837 nucleotides long. It is a transcript of the gene PROS1, whose product is annotated as protein S. Gene Ontology annotation, cellular component: extracellular region. Gene Ontology annotation, molecular function: calcium ion binding. The record is from RefSeq and is a predicted model, not a curated record. NCBI's taxonomy places the organism in Eukaryota, Metazoa, Chordata, Amphibia, Anura, Myobatrachidae. The transcript has 15 exons. The coding region runs from base 93 to 2117 and encodes 674 amino acids.
GAGUACUGAACAAGAGGCUGGGCUGAGCUUACAUACUGAGCAGUGUGCAGGCCGGGCUAUACCAGCAUUUGGCUUUUCUUUCCUAACGGAACAUGAUGUUUCUGAGCACAGUCUGCCUGGCUCUGCUGGCCUCCUCUCUGCUAAUGACUGCCCUGGCUGAAGGGCAAACUUUUAUGUCUCCUAAGGCUGCAUCACAGUUCCUUCACCGAAAACGGCGUGCCAACUCAUUUUUUGAAGAAAGUAAAGGUGGAAACCUUGAAAGAGAGUGCAUUGAGGAACUGUGCAAUAAGGAAGAAGCCCGUGAGAUAUUUGAGAAUGUCCCUGAAACAGAAUAUUUUUAUCCAAAAUACUUGGUCUGCCUUGGCGCCCAUCGUAAUGGAAAUGAUAAUAAGAUUAGCUAUCUGAAUUUUGAUGGCCCAGCCGAUCUGAGAUCAUGCAUCAAUGCCCUUCCGGAUCAGUGUAAACCUCUACCCUGCAAAAAAGAUGCCUAUAAGGAGUGUAUAGAUGGAAAAGGAAAUUUUACCUGUGUCUGUAAGCCAGGGUGGCAAGGAGUGCUUUGUGAUGAAGACAUAAACGAAUGUAAGGACACGGAUAACCCCAAUGGUGGCUGCAGUCAGAGAUGUAUGAACAUACCGGGCAGCUACCGGUGUGCCUGUGACGAUGGCUACUACCUGCUGGCUGACAAGCAUACCUGUAACGAUAGAAAUGAAUGUGAAUUGAGCCCGGUAAUCUGUGGAGGGGCACGAUGCGUGAACACACAAGGAAAGUAUGAGUGCAUCUGUGAUGCUGGAUACCAGUUUAAUACGUCGUCAAAGAUGUGUGAAGACGUAGAUGAAUGUGAGGAGGAUAUCUGCAGCCAAGUGUGUGUCAAUAAGCCUGGAGGUUACAGAUGUUACUGUGAAGGAAGAAAGAAGUUUAAGCUUGCUCAGGACAAGAAAUCGUGUGAAGAAAUCCCGGUUUGUGUUCCACUCAAUCUUGAGACCAAUUAUGAACUUCUGUACCUGGCGGAACAGUUCAAAGGGAUACCUGUUGUAUAUUUGAGAUUCAAACUGCCAGAUAUAACAAGGUUUUCAGCAGAGUUUGACUUCCGGACGUACGAUGAGGAGGGGGUGAUCCUGUACGCCGUAUCGGCUGACAACUACUCCUGGUUUCUCCUUGCUCUGAGAGAUGGGAAAAUUGAGAUUCAGUUCAAGAAUGAUAUCUGGACAAAAGUUACUACCGGAGGCAAAUCCAUCAAUAAUGGAGAGUGGCAUAUAGUGUCUGUGGAAGAGCUGGAAAGCAGCAUCAGUGUUAAAAUUGCAAAAGAAGCUGUUAUGAAUAUAAAUAAACCCAAACAUCUAUUUACACCUGUAAAUGGUAUAUUGGAAACCAAAGUCUACAUUGCAGGAUUACCGCAGAAAGUCGAAAAUCUAAUUAAACCGAUCAACCCCCGAUUAGACGGAUGUAUCCGCGGAUGGAAUUUAAUGAAACAAGGAGCGUUGGGGGUAAAAGAAGUUAUCCAAGAAAAGCAGAGCAAGCACUGUCUGGUCUCCGUGGAGAAGGGGUCCUAUUAUCCAGGAGGCGGAGUAGCACAAUUUUUAGUCAACUACACAGACAACACUAUAACUAAUGAAGAUUGGUCAGUAAACGUUACAUUGGACAUUCGAUCAUCUACAGGCACUGGGGUGCUGUUUGCUCUGGUUAGUGAGGACACCGCCCCUCUAGUUAUAGCUAUUGAAGAUCAGUCAUCGGAUAUUGUGCAAGAUAUCAUUGUCAGCAUUCAGAGCGUUACGGUGGCCCGACUCUCAACGAAACGGAUUUGCACUGACAAAACUCUAUUCAUAAGUUUCACAGCCACAAAGUCGGCAAUGGAGAUAACGACCAAUUCUUAUACUGACAUUAAUUACGUAGACAAGGAGGAAAUGAAGAGACAGCUUUCAAUCCUGGACCAAUCAAUGAAGGGACAGCUGGACACGUACUUAGGAGGAAUUCCAGAUAUCCCCGUUACAGCCACUCCAGUCUCAGCCUUCUAUGUCGGCUGCAUGGACGUCACCAUUAAUGGCAAACUUGUCGACUUGGAUGAAGCUGUGCUCAAGCAAAAUGAUAUUCGCUCACACUCCUGUCCUUUAAUUUCAUAGUUUCAAGGGAGAGGUUGUAUUUUUUUUUUUUUUUUGUUUGUUUUUUUUGUAGAACCUACUACUGAAUAACCACAUUUAUCCGACUGGUAAGAGAAGCACCAGUGAUAAAUCAUCUGUGUGGUGUGUUUUUAAUAUGCUGUAAUGUAUCGAGCGCUGAAAUUCAUUCCUUUGUUUUUUUAGCUCUGUCAAUGUUACAAGAACAAAGGUCAAAUUUGUAGCAUUAAAACAAAGUUAACAACAGUAUAGAAAAUAUCAUAUGUUGUCUUUUUUUUUUUUCAUCUUAUGGUGAGAUUUUCCUUAGUGUGUUACUUUGCUUGUUAUGGGGUUGGGGGUAAUGUUCUUGUGAAGCCACAUUUGGGAUACACUGGGGUCAGGGCUGUUUCUAGCCAAUUUGGCUCCCAGUGCGAGAUUUAAAAAUGCGCCCCCCCAUGACAUAAAAAAAUGGCUGUGGCCUAAUGGGUGUGGCCUAAUUUAAAUGGGCAUGGCCUCGUCUGAAAAGACUACCUCACAAUCCAGUUUUUGACCCUGCUCCAACAGAUCACGACCACCACAGGAAAAAAAAAUUCUACCAUAUUAAGCCCCACACAGUAAUGCCACCUGCACCAUAUUAUGCCACACACCGCAAUGCCCUUGAUACAUUAAAUCCCCACACUACGGCAGGCAAGAGUCCCCAUUUCACACAUUACGGCAGGUGUCCCCAUUUUACACAUUGAGAGAGAGAGAGAGAGAGAAUACUUGCAGAGGCGAUUACCGCUCUUCAGCCCGCCUCACCAGUCGCUCCUCGCGCCGGCCUUUCCCUCUUCCUAACAUGGAUCCCCCUCUGUACUCUGCUCGGGGGGGGGGGGGGGAGUUUCGCGGAGUGACGGGGUUGCGUCGUGACCUAACAACGCAACCGCGUCAUUCCAUGAAACUCCGCCCCCCGAGCGGGUUACUUGGGGAGAAAUAGGAGGGGGGAAGCAGGGAGCCACAGUUAGUGCCGCGGUGGGCGCCCAGUGCGGUUGCACUGCUCGCCUGCCCCAAGAAACGGCCCUGACUGGGGUAAAUAUACAAAGGUAGGAGAUGUUGCUCAUGGCAACCAAUCAGGCUCUACUUAACAUUUAUCUAGCUGCUUCUAGAAGAUAAUAGAUAGAUGGAAAAACCUCCCAUCUUAGUAAUUUUACCCCUAUGUUGUGAACACUAUAUGAAACACCUCGGUGGAAAUACAAUGAACAGCAAUUUGUCAAAAUUGCUAAUUUUCUGUAAUUUUUUUGCUCCAGGAUUUAAAGCUUCCGGCUGGUUUUGCUUUUUAAAAAAAAUAGCUGUAAUAAAUCAGGGAGCUAAAAAUACACAGCAAAACCAUGAAUUUAAUGCAUAACUAAAAUUAAAUUGUAUCUCUAAAAUAAAACCCCACCAAUUAGCACAUUGGUGGGGAGUGUACAAGACCUCCACCAUUUGUCAUGCACUUGUCCCAGUGGAGCCUGUGUAACAGUCACAUACGUUACCAGAAAAGGCAGGAGAAAAUGAGUUCCAUGAAUUUCACUACCCGGAUACAUGUCAAGAGUGUUGGCGAUUACAGCCGUAUCCAUUCAGUGCUGUAGACAGGAGAAAGCACUGAAGCGUCACUCAUCCAAUAUGAGCCUAAAACUGGAUCUGACAUGUACUGAAGCCAUAGAUCAGCUACUUGAGGAUGAGGAGAUUUUAUUUUAUAAUUUACAGUAAGAGCUACAGUAAAUAUGUUGCAGAUAAGGUACUAUUAAAACAUUUAGCAAUUGGUCCUAAUUAAAAAGCAAAUAAAAUAAGCUUUUGAAAUAUAUUUUUAUAACCCCUUCUGUAAUCUCCAUUAUUUUAUUAGUGUCAGAUCUAGAUGACCCUGAAAGGGCUUUAGGUAUAUGUCGGAGGUAGUAUCCUAUUCACGGCCGUAGAGAGCUGUGCUGAUCCCGGGUACUUUUCGGGGGGAGUGGACAAAUCGUGCAGGAGGUGUGGUCAUGCCCACUUAGAAAAAUAAAAUAAAAGAUAAAAGUAUUUGCAGCGCCGCAGCGGACCCGGACCCUGCCGGGUAAUUACUACCUGCCCCCUCUCUCAUCAGCCCUGAUCCUAUGAAACAAUUUGGGCCUGACUUUGAGUCAGACACAAGACUGGAUGGGUGUCGUGGACUUCUGCAAACUGCCGGUGCGCCGCAAAAAGCAAUUGCACAGAACAACAGUGGUACCCUGCAUACGCACACGGACAGAGACUAAAAGUGCAGACAGUUAUUAAUCUAUUGAUAAUAUCUUGUUGUGCGGAAUGGGGGUUUCUGUGCAGUAACUGACCUGGAAUAAGAGCUGCACGUAUAGACCAAUGUAGUCAAAAGUGCCUUGAAGUAUGAGUGAUAAAAAAAAACAUACAGUAUGUUGAGGGGUUAAACUUUUUUUUCCCCCCCCAAAUUGGCUUUUUUUUUUUUUAUGAAUACUAAUUGCAGUAAUCCAUUUAGAAAUGCAUAUAUUGUAUUUCGGUUAUAAUUUGAUUACAUUUACCCUUUGAAGACUGUUUUAUAACUUGUGGUCUUUUAUUACUCAAAUACUGCACAUAAAUCCAACAAUACAAUACGUACUGAAGACAGGAAACGGUUCAGCUAGCCAGAAUACUAUAUAUAGAGACUAUAUACUGUAUUGUUUCCAUUUAUUAGUGUUAUUUUGCAAAAGAGAAUGUACAUGUAGAAUCUUUACCAUUUGAAAUAAAGUGCUAUUUUAGGAAUACUGUAA